AUGCGUUCUGCUCUUCUCACCAUUUUCUGCUGCUCUGUUGCCACUGCGCUCACUGGAGAAGAAGCUCUAGAAAAGUGGGGUGAACCUAGAGGUGGAGUGGAUCUCCCAGUUUAUUUGGACUUAUCCUUGGACAAACUGCGCCUGGCUGCAUCUGUGUCCCAAAUCUGCCUGGUUGUGAUCCUCCAUCUUCCUCUUGCAACGGAGAAUGUUGCGCAGCAAGCGAGGACUGCUGCAGCGGCGCUUGCACCAACCUCCAGAACACUCCUGGUAGCUGUGGAGCGUGUGGGAACACUUGCGCAGAAGGUGAGAGUUGCUGCAAUGGAGCCUGCACCAACCUCCAGAACAAUCCAAAUAACUGUGGAACUUGUGGAAACACUUGCGCAGAAGGGUUUCGAGGCGCAGGCCCCAUACACCGUGGGGUCCCAGCCGUAUGGCGUUGCGGUCGGCGACUUCAACAGAGAUGGCUAUCUCGAUAUCGUGGCUGCGAAUAUCGGCGACAAUACAGUGAGCGUCUUGCUCGGAACUGGAUCGGGGAUCUUCCAGCCGCAGGCAACAUUCCCUGUGGGGGUCAAUCCGUAUGGCGUUGCGGUUGGCGACUUCAACCGAGAUGGCUAUCUCGAUAUCGUGGUUACGAAUGGCGGCGGUAAUUCAGUGAGCGUCUUGCUCGGCGAUGGAUUAGGGGGGCUUCCAGCCGCAGGUAACAUUCCCCGCGGGGUCCUUUCCGCACGGUGUCGCACCGCAGGUCACAUUCCCGUGGGGUUCAGUCCGCAAGGUGUUGCAGUAGGCGACUUCAACGAAGAUGGCUAUCUCGAUAUCGUGGCUGCGAAUAGUGGUGGCAAUUCAGUGAGCUUCUUGCUCGGCGAUGGAUUAGGGAGCUUCCAGCCGCAGGCUACCUUCGUUGUGGGACCCGCGCCGCAAGAUGUUGCAGUGGGCGACUUCAACCGAGAUGGCUACCUCGAUAUCGUGACUACGAACAUCGGCGAUAGUACAGUGAGCGUCUUAUUCGGUGAUGGAUCAGGGAGCUUCCAGCCGCAGAGCACAUUCCCUGUAGGGCCCCUGCCACUUGGUGUUGCUGUGGGUGACUUCAAUAGAGAUGGUUAUCUCGACAUCGUGACUACGAGUAUCAACGGGGGUACAGGUAGAGUAAGUGUAUUGCUCGGGGAUGGAUCAGGGAGCUUCCAACCGCAGGCUACAUUCCCCGUGGGGUCCUUUCCGUAUGGCGUUGCGGUGGGCGACUUCAACCGAGAUGGCUUUCUCGAUAUCGCGGCUACGAAUAGCGGUAAUUUAGUGAGCGUCUUGCUCGGGAUACCUUGUAGCCCCUAG
Molecule: messenger RNA, 1323 nt
Organism: Penicillium waksmanii
Lineage: Eukaryota; Fungi; Ascomycota; Eurotiomycetes; Eurotiales; Aspergillaceae
Product: FG-GAP repeat domain-containing protein
Exons: 8
Coding region: 1-1323 (440 amino acids)
Source: RefSeq, a predicted model, not a curated record